Tilletiaria anomala UBC 951 is the source of this 3560-nucleotide messenger RNA. Its product is annotated as glycoside hydrolase family 20 protein. Bases 208 to 3231 code for a protein of 1007 amino acids. The transcript has 6 exons. Gene Ontology annotation, molecular function: hexosaminidase activity. Gene Ontology annotation, biological process: carbohydrate metabolic process. Lineage: Eukaryota; Fungi; Basidiomycota; Exobasidiomycetes; Georgefischeriales; Tilletiariaceae. The record is from RefSeq and is a predicted model, not a curated record.
CCUCUCGCGUCUCCGCAGGAGACAUGGAUCCGGGAUGGACCACGAUUGACGACGGACUGUAUUGUUGCCCCGGAAUCUCUGAAGGUUGGACGCGCGCCCGAAGCUCCCCGGCAUUGCACCAUCACUAGAUUGCUGAGCGAACUCGGUUGCUGACACCGAGGUACAACCCGCGCAAUUGAGCCUUGCGGACCUACACGCAGGAAAAGGAUGGCGGCACCGACCGCUCCGGACGAUCCUUCGCCUGUCGAAGUCCUCACAAAUGUACCCCGGCUCUCGCUGUACGAAGCAUCUGGUGUCACGCUUGGUGCCCGGGGUAGUGGCAGCCCGGGGAUGCUCAAUGAUGCCACCAGUCCGGACUCCGCGGCGCAAGAUCCUCAAUUUGGUGGACGAUGCGCUUCGAGCAGCGCUAGGACAGUAGGUGGCAAAGCUGGCAUGUUCAAUGGCCUAGCAGAGGGCAUGAGCAUGGCGAACGGUCGUCUCUUUGGACUUAAUCCGUUGCUUUCCUCUGCUUCGACGAUCGACACCAUUGACAGCAGGCCGGUGCAUCCUUUAGAUGCAUAUUACGGCGCUGGAAACAGUCACAACAGCGAUCAGUCUUUGCCUAGCAUCGCGUUGCACAUACCCGUCCGAUGGAAUCCACCCUUUUCCUCUGAAUCCGUACUACCAGCGUCAGUGCGGCGACAAGCCGGGGCUGUCUGUGUACCGGAAGAUCUACAAGACGGCCUCGCUACGCUGGCCAAAUUCGCUGUCAGGCGAAAUGUAACCUUUGCACAGGACGAGCUUUUUCCAGACAGCUUCGCUCUCGGAUCGAAAGGUAACGGCAGCGGUAAUGUUAGGAGAGUGAGGGGUACAAUGGCGACGGAAGAGGAAGCACAAAUCCCAGCAGGCUGUGUUGCACCAGGUGGGAGAAUAUUGGCACAGGGCGUUGGCGCUCGAUGGUACUGGAAUGUGAUUUUCGAGAAAGUCGACGACAUCUCCAGCCACAAUGAGCUCACUGAUCAGCCGAGCAACAACGUACACCGCAGAGCAGCAUUGGGCUUCCGCCUCACCUGUUCAGCUCCAAGUUUUGCUCCAUCUCCCACGUCGGCGACGACUGCUGAAGCCAAUUUCGGGGAAGGAGAUGAAAUUGACGGAAGACCAUUCAUUAUCACGGUCCGCUACACCCGACAAUGCGAUGCUUUUCGCGCGUUAGGACACCUUCUCGGCGUCGCGCGAGAUUGCUUGGCUCCCUACUCUUCGGAAGGCGCUGGCGCUGCAGACUGCUACGAGGGCCUUAUUUCUGUAUCACUUUCAGCUUCUCCCUCAUCUCCUUCGGCUCAGCACCAAGAUCAGCAGCAGAGAUGGUACAUCCGUGCCACAUCGCUCGUUUCCGAGCGUUUGCAUGGUUUCGAGGCGACGUGCAACGUCGAGACACUCGGCACGAUGAUUGAUUGCAGCAGAAACGGGGUGCUCACCGUGGACAGCGUUAAGUUCCUUGUUCGAAAACUGGCACUCAUGGGAUACAACAUGCUUCAGCUGUACACGGAAGACACUUACGAGAUUCCGGACGAGCCUUUCUUCGGAUACCUGCGGGGAGGAUACACAGAUGCGGAGCUUAGAGAGAUCGACGAUUACACAUUUGCCCUGGGUAUAGAGGCGAUACCUUGCAUUCAAACACUAGGGCACUUGGGACAGAUGCUGCAAUGGCCACGUUUCGUCAAUUUGCGCGACACAACCGAAGUACUGCUUGCCGAAUGGCCCGAGACGUACGUUAUGCUCGAGAAAAUGAUCGCGGCGGCCACGUCGCCCUUCCGAACGAAGAAGGUCCAUCUGGGUAUGGAUGAGACGCAUGGGCUGGGACGUGGCCGAUACCACAGCAUAUUUGGACAACGUAACUACAAGGAUCCGACGCGCAUAUUUGUCGAGCACCUUCAGCGCGUCAACGCCAUCUGUAAAAGGAUGGGCCUCAAGCCAAUGAUCUGGAGCGACAUGUUAUUCUGCUUGCAAGCCCGCAAUAACUCUCUGCUCGGCUACUACGACGCGAACACCACGCCUGACGUGCAGGGUAUCCCAGAAGAGAUCGAGCUGGUCUACUGGGACUACUAUCACACCAGUGUCGAUUCAUAUAGCAGCCGCAUCAAGUCGCAUCGUGACCUGAGACCGAACCAGUCGCCCUGGAUGGCCGCAGGAUCAUGGACCUGGUCGCGGUUUUGGACUGCCUUGCCUUUCACCUUUGCAACGUGCCGAGCAUCGCAGAACGCCAUCAAGCAUCCCAGCAGCGGCGUCAAGCAUGUCUUCCUUACCAUUUGGGGAGACGAAGGAAAUGAGGUCGACCUGUAUUCGAGUUUGCCGGCGUGGUUGUACUACGCCGAUCAUGCGUACACCGCAAAGCAGGAGGUCGACGUCCCGCUUCUUCGCGCAAAGUUCGACGGAAUCGUCGGUGGCAGUUUUGAUGAUUUUGUUGUUGCGUCCAGGCUCGACGACACGCACCCUGAGAAGCAGAGCAUCGACGAUCGCAUUCACUUCGCUCCGAACACAUCGAAGUGGCUGCUCUGGGAGGAGCCUUUCUUCGGCUUUAUCAGCCCUAGCUUGGCGCUCAGCGGCUCUGAUCUGGCGCUUAACUACCAGGAGCUCUCAUCAUACCUCUUUGCGCGCUUAUCGACCAUUCCCACUGUACUCGCCAUACCUAGCGCACAGCCCCUUCUACCUACAUCCAUUGUUGACUAUCCUUUUAACUCCCGUCUACGAUUCCCUUACCUGCUUGCCAAGGCACUUGCUCUCAAAGCCGGCUUAAGGGCGAAGCUGCAUGAGGCGUACACCUCGCAAAACUGGUCGGAACUAAACAGAUUGGCUGGGCCGGCUGAAACGUCGCAAUUGAGCCAGCUCAAGGAGACCAUCGAGAAACUGUGGAAGUACCAUCGUCAACUGUGGAUGAGCAUGUACAAGCCCUUCGGAUGGGAAAUCGUUGAGCUCCGUUAUGGUGGUCUUCGAGCAAGAAUCGACUCCAUGUCGACUCGCAUCCGUCGGUUCCUCGAGCACCUGCUUGCCGGUGGCCAGGUGGGAAUAUCACUGCAGGAUCAGUCGGCGGCCGAUACAGAACAGAUCAUGGUCAAUCCUUCGGCAGCGGAGACAGAUGAUUACGAAGAGCAAGUCACCAGUCUUCCAGAACUUGCAGUCAAGUUGCACAUUGUCUAUUCCAGUCCCGACCAACUACUCGAUUAUCAUCGUGCCACCCGGCCGACAUACUGCUAGAUUCAGCUCAACACGGGCCGCUUGCAGCAAUACGCCUCGUUUGACCCAUACAACCAAGGCCCCAAGCAUCUCAUUGUAACAAUAUCAGCUCAACUUUCCGCACUUGCAAUGGUAAUUACCUGUUGGACGAUGUCGAGUCCGGAGUGGUCCGCUUCUUCCGCGAGCUUUUCCGUGGCCAUUUCACGAGCAUGAACAUUCAGAGGGGUAAUUCAAUCGUGCACAGCAAGGAUUCGACCAGCAGCUCCGCAAGAGAUGCCUUCGAGGUAUGAUUCGACUUUCAUGUCUAAACUACACUAGUGAUAUAUGUGAGCGUGCCAAGAAAGGAUAGG